CUUAGAACUCGGGAUGUGUUUAUGUCAGAAGAAUCUCAGCCGGCACUGGAGUUACCCCGUCCUCGUCAUAUCGCACAGGCGCUAAUCUUCAACAGCAAAUUAAAGAAGAAACGACCAUGCUAUGAUGAGACCACGCAUUCCUAUUGGUAACCCUUCAGUUCUCUAUGGCUCAACUGCCCAAAAACCUCACUUCCAAACAUCUCUUAAAGCUCCUCAAAUCCGAAAAGAAUCUCAACUCAGCGCUCUCUCUUUUCGACUCUGCUAGUCAACACCCGGGUUAUACCCACACCGCCGUCGUCUUCCACCACAUCCUUCGCCGCCUCUGCCUUUCCAACUCGAAUGGGAAACUUCCGCCUCGCAUUGGCGAAAUCGUUGAUAUGAUCCAAACCCAGAAAUUCCAGUGCUCUGAGGACGUUGCAUUGACUGUGAUCAAAGCGUAUUCCAAGAACUUACUCGUCGACAAAGCAGUUGAAACUUUUCAAAACAUGGUGGAAAUCUUUGGGUGCGGACCCGGUAUUAGGUCGUACAAUACUCUGCUCAACGCUUUUGUGGUGUCAAAUCAACUGAGCAAAGCGGAGUUGUUUUUUAGAUCCUUUGAGACAAUGGGGGUGGCGCCAAAUUUAGAAACCUACAACAUUUUGAUCAAGCUUUCAUGUAGAAGGAGGAAAUUUGAUAACGCUAAAGAGCUGCUGAAUUGGUUGUGGGACAACGGUUUCAAGCCUGAUGUGUAUGGUUACGGGACAUUGAUUGAUGGGCUUGCUAAAGUUGGGGAUUUGCGCAGCGCCUUGAAACUGCUCGACGAAAUGUCUGAGAGGGGUGUGAUUCCGGACGUGACAUGUUACAAUAUCCUAAUUAAUGGUUUUUUCAAGAAAGGGGAUUUAGCGGGAGCUAAUGAGACGUGGGAGAGGAUGAUAAGGGGAUCAAGUGUCUAUCCAAGUGUGAUUAGCUAUAAUGUUAUGAUUAGUGGGUUGUGCAAAUGCCGAAGGUUUACUGAGGCUCUGGAGUUGUGGAGCAGAAUGAGGAAAAAUGAGCGGAAAAUGGAUUUGUUUACAUGUAGCUCGUUGAUUCAUGGGCUGUGUGAGUUAGGGAAUAUAGAUGGGGCAGAGGCAGUUUUUGCAGAAAUGAUUGACACUAAGGUGUUUCCUGACGUUGUUGUUUAUAAUGCAAUGCUUAAUGGAUAUGGCCGGGCUGGGGAUAUUAGGAGGAGCUUUGAGUUGUGGGAGUUGAUGGGAAGGGAGGGUUGUCGCAAUAUUGUUAGCUUCAACAUUUUUAUGAGAACUUUAUUUGAGAAUGGAAAGGUGGAUGAAGCAAGUGCACUUUGGAAGCUCUUGGUGGAGACUGAACUAUCUGCUGAUUCUGCAACUUAUGGAACUUUAGUUUAUGGGUUUUGUCAGAAUGGACUCCUUUUCAGGGCUUUGUUGGUUUUGGAAGAGGCAAAAGAUAAAGGAAAUGUUCUUGAUGCUUUUGCAUAUUCAGCAAUGAUUUCUGGGUUAUGCAGAGAAGGUACACUAGACAAAGCAGUUAGGGUGCUUGCUCAGAUGAUCAAAUGCGGCUGUAAACCAAAUUCCCAGUUGUGCAAUGCACUUAUUGAUGGAUUUGUCCAAGCUUCUAAGAUGAAGGAUGCUCUCAAGCUUUUACACAAAAUGAACAGCAUAAACUGUUCCCCAAAUAUUGUCACUUAUAACACGAUUAUAGAUGGACUGUGCAAAGGUGAAAGGUUUGCUGAAGCAUAUGAGCUUGUGAAGGAAAUGCUGGAAAAAGGAUGGAAGCCGGAUAUGAUUACAUAUAGCUUGUUAAUGAGAGGUCUUUGUCAAGGCUAUAAGAUUAACUUGGCCCUUAACUUGUGGAGCCAAGUUGUCAGCAAGGGUUUGACGCCAGAUGUUACCAUGCACAAUAUAAUGAUUCAUGGCCUCUGUUUGGCUGGCAAAAUUGACGUUGCUUUACAUCUGUAUCUCAACAUGAGUCAGUUGAACUGUGUGCCAAACCUUGUUACUCAUAAUUCUCUAAUGGAGGGCUUUUAUAAAGCCAGGGACUGCAAAAAUGCAUUAGUCAUCUGGGCUCGCAUUUUGAGAGGUUGGCUUCAGCCAGACAUCAUUUCAUAUAAUAUCACCCUCAAAGGACUUUGUUCUUGCAAUAGAAUGUCGUAUGCAAUGUCAUUCUUGAAUGAUGCUUUGAGUAAGAAAAUUGUUCCUACCAUAAUCACUUGGAACAUACUUGUCAGAGCAGUUCUUAUUGAACGGGCUUCAACAUGAUCUUGGUUCUAGAUCUUGAAAACUUGAGUCUCAUAUGGUUAAACGUUGGUGUUCGAAUUUAUGUGAACUCCACUCAAGCAAGACAAGUUCCUGCUAUCGGUAUGCAAUAGUUUGAAGUUCAUAUUGCAAGUCAACUCUCUCAGGUUCUCAAGUUACCUCCUGGAUGUGAAAUGACAGAUAUUACAGACUAUAUGAGCAUUACUUUCUUUCUUCAAAGAAGUGAUAUUUGAAUAGUGUUUCCCAAGAUUAAGGAUCUACUGCUUUUCGUGUUCUGCAUCCUAAGAUUAUUUUGGUCUUGCAGGUUAGUUGCAAAAAGCAUUGGUCAUGUCAACUGUGAAGGCACAUUUGCGUUCGAAGUUCCUAGAAUCUUGGUAUCCAAGUCACCAAACCCUUAUUCCUGUCAUAAAUGCAUAUAAUUCUGGACUUCUUGUCCACGUGAAAGUUGCUUUGAGAGUUUGUAAGGCAUAAGCCAUUAUAUGGUAACUGUGGUGAAUUUUUGGUUCAGGUACGGAUGGAUUGAAUAGAUGAAUCAUGUCUACUUACAGCAUUGGGCUUAAGGUUUGAGUAGGUUGAUAAUUUUUCCUGGAAGUUUUGUUAGCAAACUGAUUUGCACUUAAUUUUGCAGCUUCUUUGCUGAACCAGAGUUUAGCUGGCCUAAGUGAUAGUAGUACAUGCAGCAAUUUUAAGUGAUUUGUUACAGAGGAGUUGAGAAAGCAAACCCACCAAGAUUGCUCCAAGAACUGCUACCUUACGCCAGUCAGAUGAUGAAGUGAUCGACGCAUCACA
Molecule: messenger RNA, 3038 nt
Organism: Coffea eugenioides
Lineage: Eukaryota; Viridiplantae; Streptophyta; Magnoliopsida; Gentianales; Rubiaceae
Product: pentatricopeptide repeat-containing protein At3g09060
Exons: 3
Coding region: 165-2252 (695 amino acids)
Molecular function (GO): protein binding
Source: RefSeq, a predicted model, not a curated record